Messenger RNA from Polyodon spathula (Mississippi paddlefish), 4512 nucleotides. RefSeq names its product cadherin-like and PC-esterase domain-containing protein 1. The transcript is spliced from 21 exons. The record is from RefSeq and is a predicted model, not a curated record. The coding region runs from base 292 to 3288 and encodes 998 amino acids. Lineage: Eukaryota; Metazoa; Chordata; Actinopteri; Acipenseriformes; Polyodontidae.
UAUAUAUAUAUAUAUAUAUAUAUAUAUAUAUAUAUAUAUAUAUACACACACACACACACAAUAAACCACGACCAUACAUGCUUGUACUACAAGGCGUUUAUUCAGAAUAAAAGUAUUACAGUAUGUCCGUCUGUUUAAGACAUCUACAAAAGUACAACUGGUGUUUUGGAAACUUAAAGGUAUUUCGUCUCUUCAAAGUUCAUUUUCCAAGUGCCAUUUCACAGAAAACAAUGAUGACUCACUUUUGAAUAUUGGGUGUAUACUGUACAUUUUGGAUACAGAAAUGGAUGAAUGUGUGUGUGUGUCUUAUUCCCUGCUUCUGGAGUUUUGAAAGCAGUGGAAAUGUUUUUUCCUCGGCUCCUGGUGUGUCGCCGUCGCUGUUCACGUCCUGUGCUACUUUUAGGGGUAGCAAUCUGUCUUUAUCAAACCUUAAUGAUAGCAAAGGAACGGUUUAAAUCCACUACUACUAACAGUAACGGGACACCAGAGGGUCAAUUCAACGAAAUACUCCCAAGGAAUCAACAGAGUCUAUUUGCUUUGCUGGAUACUUUAAAGAACUUAACAGACGUUGAAUAUUUUCAUAGUAUGCAGGCUGGAGUCCUGAGGAAAGCAGUUCUGUUACCUGGGCAGCACUCAACGAGCGAAACAGAGAUCCAGCUCUAUCGACGUGUCUUUUCACAGCAUGGGUAUUUGGUCAGUGUAUCGAGAUUUGCUGAGAAGAGCCACAUCUUCAAACAAGAAACCAAUGAGCAAAAUGGCGUUAUUACCCGGGAUAUCUUAAUUUGUUUACAAAGUUCUGAAACAAACUGUCCUAAAAGCAAAUACUUUGACAAACUAAAACCUCAUCAGAAGGUAAACACCAUUCCUUGGAUUAAACACGCAUUCUUUGGUAAUGAUGGAGUAUGUCACCUGCUUGACAGAUUGGCAGAGCUGCAGAUUCCAGUUGCUUCCUCUGUUUGCGGGGAUCACAGUGUUCAGCCAGCAGAUACCAGCAGGACUGCCAAGGCUGGGAGGUUCCAGACAAAUGCUCCUCUGAGGCCUAUAAUGGGACACAGUGUUUCUGCCAUCGUCAAAGUGUAUGUGCUCGUUACAUCUGUAACACCUCUGACAGCGUUCCUUCAUUCAACUGGACUGGCUAAGAGUGGCCUUGUUAAAAACAGCUAUGCAACAAAGCUGCAUACGUUUUUUGAGAAAUACCUUGGAACAGAUGCCUCACUGCAGGCUUUGGAAAACGUGAAGGAGACCUUAGGCAAGCUUUUAAUGGCAGCAGAUAUAUUGAGUGAAAUGUCAACCACGGGACCAAAGACAUUGAAGAGAUGUAGAUUAUGUUUUCAGCUGCUGACCUUCACCCUUGGGUUUAAUUCUUCCUUAGUCCCCACAUUUCUUAAGGUACAGGAUGAAUUGGACUUGGAAGAUCUAGAAGAUCCGGGUUUUGAUGGUCAAAUCACAAAAGAAAUUAUCCUUGAAGAUACAUUAAACUUUGUAUUACCCAGCUACAGUGAAAUCGACAGACUACAGGAAGCCUUCCAAAACAGGAGCACGGAAUUAGGUGCAAAGGAUGAAGGAUGCAUCCAAAUUCAAGGCCUGUGUCUUACUUCUGAGGACUUUGCAUUAAUUAUUCAGUUUCUAAGGAAACUGAAAAGCCCAGGAGCUUUUGAAUUGCUUUAUCCGUCGGCUUCUCCCAAACUCCAAAGACUGUUGAAGGAUAUCGUCAAGAGAUUUCACCAAAAAGUAGAAACUUCUGUCAUUCAAACAAAUGUCUUCCUCACAGAGUUACUACAAACACUCUACACAGUCAACUUGCAAAGCAGCAUUAUAAACUCUUCAUGGACCACAGACCCUGAUAAUCUCAGAAGAGUGCCAUUUGGUGUUUUUGAAAAGACCAAACAACAACUUGAGAAGUGUGCGCUCCCCCACAUCAGACAGAUCUACACCGACCCCCCACUGGAGCUAACGCCCCCGUUUAGUCCCAAGAUUAAAGAUUACUACUGCGAAGUGCCUUUCGAUGUGGUGACAGUGAAGAUAAGAGCAGAGCCUGUUGACUGUCACUGCCAGGUGCACCUGGAUGAUAGGAAGGGACCCAGAACGGCUAAUUACCCAGUCGGCCUUGGCAACAGCAGAAUCAAUAUCUUGGUGGUGGACGAAUCUCAGCCAGAGCCUGUUGUCGUGACAAUAUAUGCCAUCAACAUUUACAGAGAAAACAGGCCCAGCCUGCCCAUAUUUGAUGAAUAUAUGAUGUGCGGAUUUCUACAGGACUGCGGUUUGAUAAUUCAGCCUGAGGAGCCCUGUGGCUUGGAGUCUCUCCCCAGCAGCCACCUCUCUCUGGGUUCCCAGGGUCAGGUACAGGCCUGCAACUCUGGAGAUGCCAAAGGCCGUUGGAUUGUUCCAUGUCUGAGCUGCGCUGAUAACAGAACCUGUGACUGGAGAGAGGUAUCUUGGCAACCAGAAAACUGUUACCAUCCGGUGUUAAACAGGUCUCAGCUCCAAACAUGCAUGGCAGGAAAAAAGGUUAUCUUUAUCGGUGAUUCAACAAACAGAGGUAUGAUGUACUACCUCAUGGAGCGUGUGAACGAGACUCUCGAGGAAUGGGACAAGGCUCAUGACACUAAACUUUAUCACAAUGUCAACAGUGAAAACACUCCACUCAGCUAUUCUUAUUACCCUCAGUUCUGGCUCAGCAAAGACCAAAGACCAACAUUUGAAAAGGCUUUAGAGCAGCUUAUACAAAGAUCCCAACCUCUAGAAAACACAGACCAAACCGUGCUCGUUGUAGGAGGUGUUCAGUGGCUUAAUACCAAUCACCUGCAAAUUAUACAGAAGGUCUUGAAAAGAGAGAAUCUUUCAAGCAUCCUUGUUGUGAUGAAGUCAUUAGGAAUGGGAUUUCAUCUCCCAGCAGAUGGGAUCCGAUCUCUUUCUCUGAAUGGUGUUAAGGAUCUUUAUACUGAAAAUACCCAAAUCCUCACUGCUGCAAAGAAGUAUGGCUAUGAAGUCAUUGAUACCUUCAGUAUUACAAUGGGCCGCUACAAGGAGUUCCUUCAGGGGAGGUGUGCCUGCCAUUUUCACGAGGUAGGGAAGCUUACAUUUCCUAAAGCGACUAUUCACAGAAAAAUGAAGCUCUCCAGACACUCUGGGGAAGGUUUCAGUAGUAACAGCAAGCUACCAGGACUGCAAGACUUUUUGUCCAUUUCUAACUCGCCUUAUCAUGUCAAAGGUCCAAUAAAUCAAGUUUAUUCUGAAAUCCUUCUUAGCAGGAUCUGCUUGAAUAAAAGGAGGCGUACCAGCACAUAACCCCAGUAAGAUAAAGUCUACUGCAAAGACUAAGACUCCCUGUUUCCCUCGAGAUCAGUCCAAGAACCACAUUGACUCUGAUCCAUUCAACUGUGAUUGGCCUCAAGCAGCACAACCAAAGAUAUGUGACACAUUCCUUGGCUUUAUGAGAUCAAGAUGUGCCCCUGUAGAUCUGUGGUUUUAGAAUGGCAGAUGGAGAGAGACAGAAAACCAACGCGACUUGAUGUCUUGCCAAAACUGAAUAAAACAGCUGUAGACAAAGCAAAAUAUUUCACAUAAAGUGAUGUAGACAGUGAUAGAUUUGAUGACCCAUAUAAAGCUGCUAUGAGAACCUUUUUAGGUGGUUAUAAAAGGAGGUGUAUUUUCUAUUUAAGAGCCCCAUGAAUGACUUGAUAUGCCUUGUAAAGUACGUGACGUUUAAGGACUGUUACAGCUUUCAGUAAUCAGGGCAAUGACAUUCUGAUAAGCUAAUCUGUUGAUGGUUUAAAAGGUGCAGCAAAAGAGGUAACAUUUCUGCUAAUGUUUCUAUACUGUACCUCACUGAGUGUAUACAUUUACUUUCUAAUUUCAAGACAAAUUAUUAUGCCAAAAGCAUAAUGUUUUUUUUAAUCCACCCAUCUUAUUUGGUAAGUGUGCAACAGAAGUGUUAUAUUUUUUUUAUACAGAUUUUUUCUUGAGAUGAGAUAUUUCAAAGCUCGUAUUUUUGGGCCAUUGAAGUAUAUAUUUUGUAUGUUGUUAAAAUUAAUUUUUGGUAAUAUAAUAAAUGCAUUUAAUGCCAAGGUUUUCCAAGAUUUCUACACUUCUUGAUAGUUAGAUAAGAAACUAGAGACCAACUGAAAAGUUGCUGAUAAGCUAGACCAUUUUGUAAUCUUCAAGUAUUUGCCCUGUUUUUAUAUUUUUGUUACAUUAUAUUGAGAGGGAAAUUGUUGUUUCAUUUAUAAUUUAAAUCAUCAUUCUAUGUUUUACAUUUCAAAUAUUUCUGAUACAUUGUAACUAGAAGAUUUAUAUCUGAAGCAAUAAUAUGUAUCACAUUCUUGCAUUGAAACACUUGAAAAGCCUUAAUUUCUAAAUUUGAAGUUUGUCACCCAUAGCACUUGUUCAAUAUUGUAUUUUUAUAUUGCUACACCUUUUUUUUGAGAAAAUAAAUGUGCUAUAUAAAAUACAUUUUAGUAUAUUCUUUAGGAUCUGCACUCAAAAUUGUUUUGAAAUAAAGUACUUUAUAAA